This is a messenger RNA of Brassica napus (rape), 2167 nucleotides long. RefSeq names its product E3 ubiquitin-protein ligase ATL76. Gene Ontology annotation, biological process: protein ubiquitination. The transcript has a single exon. Gene Ontology annotation, molecular function: transferase activity. Lineage: Eukaryota; Viridiplantae; Streptophyta; Magnoliopsida; Brassicales; Brassicaceae. The record is from RefSeq and is a predicted model, not a curated record. Bases 1336 to 2007 code for a protein of 223 amino acids.
UUAUUAUAAUAGUAUGUUUUAUAUUUUUAUAAUGAUAUAAUAUAUUAAUGUUGGUAAUUUAUUAUUAAACUGCCGCAAUAUCUUAUAAUCAACCAGUUACAAAUAUCCCGUAAACGCAACAAUUUUUAAACGUUGUGUCAGUCAUACAAAACGCUAAAUAACACUUGAAACCGCAACCAUCCGCAUUUGCAAACUCCCACACCCGCAACCGCAACCGCUGCGCUUGAACCAGUCGGACCCUAAAUUUGAACUAAACUUACGGUCACUACCAAUCAACCCCUAAAUUUUUAAAUAAAAUUUAGUGUUUUUUUUAUGAUGUGACUACUAUAGAUGAAAAGAAAAAUGACUAAUUGUAUAUAGAUAUUUUUUUAUAGAAGAAAGGAUGUACAUACAUAUAGUGGAGUAAGACACAUUAAAUAGUAUAGUUACUAAAUUGUAGUUUAAUAAUAGUGGAUAAUCAUUAUUUAAAGUACAUAUAAAACAGGCUUCUAAAAGCAAAGUAUGCAUGAAACCUUGGUGAAAAAAAAAAGUAAAUACAAAGAGCAAGAAAUUCAAAUCUUUUUCGUUAAGCCGUAAUAAAUCAAAACAAUUUAAGCAUUAUUAGUCUCUUAUAAAAAUACCUGAAUAUUUUUUUAAAUGAUUUCCACUUAAAUAUCUCAAUAAUUGAUUUGUUUAAAAGUAAAGAGAAGUAUUAAGCAACACAACAAACACACACACAUGAAAAAAAACAAAGAACGGUAACACAACACAACACAUACACAUGGAAAGCACAAAGACUGCUUUACAACACUACAUGUUGUGGGCAAAGCAUUAAAAUUGUGAAGAAGAUACAAUAGAAUCUGCCUCCUCCCUGAUUAAAAAUAUAAUGGAACAUAAAAUAAAACCCAGCUUAUCAAGAAUUACCACAUGACCAACAGGAUAAGACAAUGUUUUCUAAUUAAAGUGAGAAAAAAAGAAAUAGAGAAAUUUGAUUUCAGAAUUACCACAAGACCAACAGGAUAAGACAAUUUUGGGAAAGAGAUAGCCUCUACACAAGCAUCUUUUGGUUGGAGCUAUGGCCCAAUGACAAAAUCAGCACUCAACGAUUCCUCAAAUGAGAUAAGUUCUUCUGGGUCCAAAUCCUCUCAUAUCUUACUUGAAAAGAAGAAGAAAAUGCCACUUUCUUGAACAAAUCUUAUUAGUCUCCAAUUAUUAAAAAUAUUAUACCCCACUCACUAAUCAAUAAUUAUCUCAAGCUAUAUAUAAGACCACAUUAAAUUCCCCAAAACAUUAAGAAGCAAUAACCAACAAACAGAAAAAAAACUUUAAAUCAAAGCUUUUUUAAAGAGCAAGAAAAUGUCUGCAAAUAAACUACCUUCUUCAGCUCAGGAGUUCCAAGAACUAGUCCGUGGUGGUUUUGUCUCUAGAAAACUGCUUCUGCACAACCCAUUUGACCACAACCCUCAAGGAGCUUUUGCGGUCGCACCAUCUCCUCACAUAACUGAUGAGAACAACCUGAGUGGGAAUGUCUUGAUGCUUCUGUCAGUUCUAGUCUGUGGAGUCAUUUGCUGCCUCGGGUUACAUUACAUCAUUCGUUGCGCAUUCAGACGUUCUCCAAGUUUCAUGAUCUCUGAGCCCGUCUCCAGUAUUCCAACACGACGCGGUUCACCAAACAAAGGAAUCAAGAAGAAAGCUCUGAAUAUGUUCCCUGUCGUUACCUACUCACGUGAGAUGAACCUGCCAGGGCUUGGCGAAGAGUGCGUCAUCUGUCUGUCUGAUUUUGUUUGUGGUGAAAAGCUUAGGUUGCUCCCUAAGUGCAACCAUGGGUUCCAUGUUCGUUGCAUUGACAAGUGGCUUAAACAACAUUUGACUUGUCCAAAAUGCAGACACUGUCUGGUUGAGACAUGCCAAAAGAUUUUAGGUGACUCCAGUCAAGUGACGGCAACAGCACCAACAGAGAGCCUAACUGUCAGGAUAGCUCCUUUAGAGCCUGAAGGAAGAGUAAACACUUAUAGAGAAAGCACCUAAAUUCCCAGAAUAUUUUCACAAGUUAGAUAGAAGGUUAUAGAUCUGUCAAAUUCAUAGAAGAGUUCCGAAAGAAAAAGUAGGAUACUUCAUUUUUAUGUCUUUCCUUUUUAGCAUGUAGCACAAAGUAUACAGAGAGAAUAUAUUUCACUUUUAAGCAGCA